AUGCGGCGUCGCCAAUCAUCAGGAAUAUUUAAAUGCAAAAUGAUUCACAUUCGCGUCCUGCUGUGUAUGGCCGUUUUAUCAGUCGCACAAUGUCACCAGAUUCACGAACACAUGACGGCAGAAGAAAGGCUGUCGGUAUUCCACCAAACGACUGAUGAGAUCGUGCCGACGUAUCAAGUGGUCCCCAUUUUGCACUCGGUAUUCAAGAGAAGCCCGGAAGUGGAGCCUGAGGUCCACUUUAAGGUGUUCGGUCAGGAGUACCAAUUGUCCCUGAAGCCAACAGAAAGACUCUUUUCUCCUGACAAACACAUCGACAUGUGGACAGUCAUUAAGAAUAGCUCCAGUCCUAAUGGACUCGACUACGAACAAGAAGGAGACAUUGGCUCUGAGUUAGUGAUCCGACCACUCUCGAGCCGAUUAAAUGAAAUAGUAAGUAAACAUGAUGUGUAUCACGAGCCUAAUUUACUGCCAAAUGUUACAAGAGUAAAGAGAAGUCUCAGUCAAACACAUCAUCACAUUGUGUAUAAACGCACGAGUCGGCCUGUCUCCGAUGAAUAUAAUGAUUUCGCUUUUAUGGAACCGGACCACCUAGCUAAGAGGUUCAGGUCGAAGAGAUCAAUUAACUCGAGAACGGAAUAUUCUUCACCACCGCCUGAUGUUAUUUAUCCGGAAAUAUUAUGUAUUGUUGAUUACGAAGGCUACAGAAUGCACGGAGGAGAUAAUUUGCAAAUAAAAAAAUACUUUGUGGCCUUUUGGAACGGAGUUGACCUGAGAUAUAAGUCGUUGAAGGGACCAAAAAUACGUAUUAGUAUUGCCGGAAUUAUUAUCUCGAGGGGAAGGGACGCAACACCGUACUUGGAAAAUAAUCGUGUAGGACGUGAUGCCAUCGACUCAGCAGCAGCACUUACCGACAUGGGCAAAUAUCUCUUCCGGGAGAGAAGACUUCCGGUUUACGAUAUUGCCGUAGCAGUGACAAAAUUAGAUAUGUGCAGGAGACAACAUACUAAUGCCGUAUGCAAUAGAGGAACUGCAGGAUUCGCUUAUGUGGGUGGUGCUUGUGUUGUUAACAAGCGUCUGGAGAAGGUCAAUUCAGUUGCUAUUAUCGAGGACACCGGCGGAUUUAGUGGAAUAAUCGUCGCCGCUCACGAAGUCGGUCAUUUGCUGGGUGCUGUACAUGAUGGUUCACCGCCUCCAAGCUACCUCGGUGGACCAGGUGCUAUCAAAUGCCGAUGGGAGGACGGUUAUAUCAUGAGUGAUCUUCGACACACCGAGAAAGGAUUUAAAUGGUCCCACUGCAGUGUCGCAUCUUUUCAUCACUUCCUUAACGGAGAUACGGCGACCUGCUUGACAAACGUACCGCAUGAAGACGAAAAACUGUCGCGAGUAUUACCCGGUACAUUAUUGUCAUUAGAUGCACAAUGUCGCAAGGACCGUGGCACGAGUGCAUGUUUCAGAGACAACAGAGUUUGUGCUCAAUUAUUUUGCUUUGACGCGCUCUCUGGUUACUGUGUUGCGUACAGACCUGCUGCAGAAGGCUCUUCAUGUGGGGAUGGACAGCAUUGCUUAAAUGGUCAAUGUGUAGCAGAACACGAAAAUAUUAUUCCCGAUUACACGCAAAAUAUUCCCUCGUAUGUCCGUCAUGACGGUGUUUACAACAAUGCAAUUCAUAGCCGUCCUUUUUCACAGUAUAAUCAUACAGACUACAGGUAUCAGUGGGAAUCGACAACACAAAACAUACAACAUACAAUAUUACCUAAUAAUUAUAAUGUUUAUGAUAAUACGUUGAAUAAUGAAGUAAACCCGUACGUACGUAAAAAAUAUCCAAAUUCAGUGACUACAUCCACUGCUACUCAAGACGAAAAUCAUCGACCGAGUACAGGUCGUGAAACCGAGGACGGUGAGUGUGUGGAUACGGCGACAAAUUGCGCGGAGCAGAUUGACAGGCUGAGAACGUGGCUGUGCCAUCUACCAACUGUGAAAAUUCGCUGCUGCGCCUCCCUUAAAGGCAUUUGCAGAUAG
Molecule: messenger RNA, 2019 nt
Organism: Cotesia congregata
Lineage: Eukaryota; Metazoa; Arthropoda; Insecta; Hymenoptera; Braconidae
Source: the annotation of a GenBank genome assembly